Messenger RNA from Sorex araneus (European shrew), 601 nucleotides. RefSeq lists its product as uncharacterized. NCBI's taxonomy places the organism in Eukaryota, Metazoa, Chordata, Mammalia, Eulipotyphla, Soricidae. The record is from RefSeq and is a predicted model, not a curated record. Bases 26 to 601 code for a protein of 191 amino acids. The transcript is spliced from 5 exons.
CCCGCGCGCACCAGUGAAUGGGAAGAUGGAGAUGGAUGUUGCGGGAGUUUCUCCGCGCCCGGAGCCCAUCCCCCGCUCCCAGGGGGCUGGCGGAGCCUGCCAGGCGCCGCCACCGCCGCCCCAGCCCCAGCCGCAGCCCCAGCCCCAGCCCCAGCAGCAGCAGCAGCAGCAGCAGCAGCAGCAGCAGCAGCAGCAGCAGCAGCAGCAGCAGCAGCAGCAGCAGCAGCUGGCUCAGGAUGAACUGCCCGACCCGAGUGCAGGCGCUGAGGACAGCGACGAUCCGGAGGCGAGACCCAACGGCGAGAAAGGAGAGAGCAAGAGAUCUUCAGCAAGCAAGUCUUCAAGUACUCCUUCCUACAGCAGAUGGUCCGGUUCACAGCCCCAUCAGUCUAGCUCCACAGUGAGAGCCUAUCAGACCAGUAAGUCACGAGUGACCAUGAGCCCUGGAUUCAGCUCCCAUUGGAACAGCAGCCAACCAGCCUGGAAUACAUACUCCUUUCCAAGAGCAAGCUUGCACUACCAGUCGCAUGCCAGCUACACCUACUGUACUGGACAUCCUGCUAAUUGUAUACCCCAACUAUCAUUAAUUGUAGACAUUUAA